AUGGAAGCCACCACGAAGGUGGGGGUCCCUGAUCCAUCGGGCCCCCAGGGCCAUCCCUUGCUUAGCAGCCAGCAGCUAAGGGGUAGCUUCAGAGGGUGCCAGGGACCAUGGAUGAGCUCAAGGCCCCUAUAUUCGAAGCAGGGGUUGUCACUGUCUACCGGAGCUAUAGCUGAUAUGGCCUGCAGUUCAACCUCCCAGGCUCCGCCCUUUCAGCCCACUCUCCAACUACUCCAGGAUUCUGUUCAGGUCAGUUCCCAGCGUAACUAUGCACAGACCUCCCCGGAGACCCCAAGAGUCUCCUCUUCUAACCCCACCGUGGGAGCCCAAGAGCAUUUCCUCAUGGACGACGGGACUCAGACUCUGCCAAUGUGCAUGGACAAUGACGGCACCAACGACAAAGUCCAGUACGGAUUCAACCUCUCCCAGAUUCAGCUACAGAUCGGGAGGGAGAGCAAGGCCCCAGCUAAAGUCCUGGUAGGCUGGGGCAAAGGAACCUGUAACAUUGGCCAGAUGGCUUCUGUGGGCCCCAGGAAGAGUCGAUGGCUACCCUACUUCCUCUCUGGGGAGAGUGGUACAGCUGAAGGUCAAGAUCCUCUUCUGACUGUGCCUCAGGCUCCAGUUCAAAAUCAGGGGCAGGACAAGGGGCUGGGGCUGGCUCAGUCUCCUAACCUAACUAAGACGACUUCUUCACCGACACUGCUCCUUCCAACCUCAAUUCAGGCUUCUCCUCCAGCGGCCACACCUCCGCCUCCGCCUCCGCCUGCUACAGCCGAUCCUUACGCCUACAGUCUCGACCAUCCAACUAACCCCACCGCAGCCACGAAAGACCUGCCGCUUGAUCUCAAGAGCUGUGGCAACCAAUUGCCCCUUCUCUUAGAUCCCUCCAAAAAGGACAAGGUGUAUUUCUCCCUUAAGGAGACUCCUCCCACUCCGGCACCUACUCCAGAAGAGUUUUCAGCCCAUGCCAAGGAUCAAGAGGUUGCCAAGAUGAAGGUGCCACCCAGUCAGCCUGAGGACCCUGCACAGAAAUGUCUGGUCCAUGCCUCCAGGCUAGAUGCCGCAACACCAGCCCUGGAGCCUCUAGAUGCUCUCAAGACACAGCGGAGCAGCCACAGGAUUUACAGCUCCCAGCCAGACAAGCAGCUCCCCUGCUCCUACAACAACAACUGCUCCAACGUGCCGCUGCUUGCCUAUCAAGGAGCCUACAGCAAGCCGUCCCCACCGCUGACCUCCCGAGAGGCCAGGCAGACUCCCAUUUCUGGCGCCCCGACCUGCCAGCUCCAGGAGGCUGUAGAAGACCACGUGCUGGUAUUUGAUAUGGCCACAGGCAACACAAGGAUGGGACUGCUGUGCCACGACCCCACGGGCUCCCGGGCGGUGCUCGUAGGUCUCACACCCAGCCAUCCAUCGGCUCAAAUCUCCGAAAACAUACUGUCUGCUCGGUCACUGCCCAGGCCGAUCCUCUCCCCGAAGAGUGAUAACUCCAGUCUCUGGUCCACCACAGCCAUGAUGUCUAGCCCUGUGCCCUCCAGCCUCUCGUCUGGGAGCUUUCAAGAGGUAACCCUGGCUUGCAAAGAGGCCAGACACAACCUAGAGCCACAGAAUUCCCCUGGCACCGAAACCCCUAUCAGGAUUGGGACACUGGCCAGACCUGUUGUAUCAGGGACACCCCUCCAAUAUGGUGAAAGGAUGCCAGCCCAAGUUCCUGAUCCUAGCUGGUCCAAAUCUGAUGCUGGAAAGAUUGAUGCUGGCCGCACCAUCUGGAUGCUAGACUCUUUCGGGUUGAAAGACAGUUCCACAGUCCAGCCUAGACAAUUGCAGUGGACAAGGUCAGAUCCGGCUCCAGCAGCCGAUAUCCAGACAGCCUCCAGAUCCCUACUCCAGGAGGAAGCAGGCAGCAAUAACCAGAAAGGGCUCAUUCCUGCUCACCCUAAUAGCCCUCAGGCUGAAGAGACUGGGCAGGUCUUCUUCACUGGUCAGAGUUUCCUCAAUGGGAAGAACCUCCUUGUUAGACAGUUAACUGUAGCUGAGCAGGGCUCCCUAUCCAUUCAGCUCCCCUCUGCCCUUACUAAUCCACCUCAUCUCAGUGAGCAGACUCCUCUUCCCAGACAACUUUCCCUCACUAGACAGGUACCACUCACAGGGAGGUCCCCCAUUACCAAAGAGCCUUCUUUUAUUUCUGGAGAACCUGUUCAGCCCUCCACCCAGGAGAGCGAGCCAUUGGGCAGUCCUACCCAUGUGGGGAUAGUCCGAGUACCUCUGGCUCCUGAGGAGGCCUGCAUUUAUGUGAACAGGGAUAAAGCUGGAAACAAUUGUGCUCUAAGACCCAGCAUACAUGGGGCCCCAUCCUGGCAACCUAGUGAUGUCCACAGGGCCAACCAGGAACAACUUUCCCUGAUCACAUUUACUGGCUGUAAGGACUUGCCCGUAUCGAUGGUGGGCAACGAGCCCUUGAGUGGACAUCAGCUCAAGCUGACAGCCGAGGACAUCACGUGCUCGUCAGUGGUUGCACACCUGGGUCUUCUCCGUGGGAAUUGCUAUGAGUUAGUAUCCACUAUGGAUGCUCUGCCAGUGCAGUCGGCGAUACUCUGCCACCACUCAUCCAGUCCCUACCAGAAAAUGUCAGCCAUAGUGAUCGACACAGGCACAGGAUUUACCAAAUGUGGACUGGCUGGAGAGAACCAUGUCCUGAGUGUGGUACCCUCGCAAGUCCAGAUGCUACAACACCCAGCCCAGGGCCAGCCCCAAUAUGUGGUACCCGAACACCAAGAUGGCUCCUACUCAGUAUUGAACCGAGGAGUAGUCUCUGAUUGGGAUGCUCUGGAGGUGCUGUGGCAACACCUGUUCUACUGCAAACUGAGAGUGAAGCCUGAGGAGAUGGCUGUGCUUGUGGCCGACUCCCCCAUCUCACCACGUACCAACAGAGAAAAGGUGGCUGAGAUACUCUUUGAGCGUUUCCAUGUGCCAGCUAUGCAGACAGUUCAUCAGGCUCUGCUGACGCUCUAUGCCUAUGGGCGUACCACCGGGCUGGUGGUGGGAAGCGGCCAUGGGACCUCCUAUGUGGCACCCAUCCUCACUGGGGACCUGGCUCCACUUGACACUUACCGGCUGGAUGUGGCUGGCACUGACCUCACGCAUUACCUGGCUCAGCUACUUGUGGCCAGUGGCCACUCACCACCCAAGGAAGGGCUUGUCAGACAGAUUAAAGAGGCUUGCUGUUAUGUGGCUAUGGAUAUGGCAGCUGAGAUGACCAGAAACCAGGCGCAGGCCCACGUGGAAUUUGUGCUCCCAGAUAAGCAGGUUAUCACACUGAACUCUGAGCGCUUCUGCUGCCCUGAGGCUCUCUUUCAACCCAAUCUGCUAGGAGUCAACCAGCCAGGUCUCCCACAGCUGGCUCUGCUGAGCAUCAGCCGGCUGGAGGCCAAGCAGCGGGAGCAGCUGCUGGCCAAUGUGGUGCUGGAAGGUGGCAGCACCCUGAUGAGUGGUUUCCCCGAGCGCCUGAGACAGGAACUGGGCCCUGGCGCCACUGUGCUGGGUUCUCCCCACCGUGCAGUUGCUGCCUGGCUUGGGGGUUCCAUCAUGGCAUGCCGAGACUCCUUCCAAAGCCUGUGGCUCAGCCGCAGGGAAUACGAAGAAGAGGGCCCAUGGGCGAUCUACAAGUACCAGCUGUGA
Meriones unguiculatus (Mongolian gerbil) is the source of this 3672-nucleotide messenger RNA. RefSeq lists its product as uncharacterized. The transcript has a single exon. NCBI's taxonomy places the organism in Eukaryota, Metazoa, Chordata, Mammalia, Rodentia, Muridae. The record is from RefSeq and is a predicted model, not a curated record. Bases 1 to 3672 code for a protein of 1223 amino acids.